Messenger RNA from Empidonax traillii (willow flycatcher), 2574 nucleotides. RefSeq names its product sterol regulatory element binding transcription factor 1 (gene SREBF1). Gene Ontology annotation, biological process: regulation of transcription by RNA polymerase II. The transcript has 12 exons. NCBI's taxonomy places the organism in Eukaryota, Metazoa, Chordata, Aves, Passeriformes, Tyrannidae. Bases 1 to 1764 code for a protein of 587 amino acids. Gene Ontology annotation, cellular component: nucleus. Gene Ontology annotation, molecular function: DNA-binding transcription factor activity, RNA polymerase II-specific; RNA polymerase II cis-regulatory region sequence-specific DNA binding. The record is from RefSeq and is a predicted model, not a curated record.
AUGUCCAGCGCUGUGCUGGGGGCGGUGGUGCGGCUCUUCGUCUGCGGGGAGCCUGUCACCCGCCCUCACUCCGAGCCCUCCAUCCUCUUCUGGCGGCACCGCCGGCAGGCCGACCUGGACCUCGACCGUGGGGAUUUCGCGCAGGGGGCCCAGCACCUGCGGACGGCGCUCGGGGCGCUGGGGCGGCCGCUGCCGGCGUCCCACGGGGACCUGGCCUGCAGCCUGCUCUGGACCCUCCUGCGCCACCUGCUCCAGCGCCUCUGGGUGGGCCGCUGGCUGGCUGCCCGUGCUGGGGGGCUGCGCCCGGACCCCCCACCCCCUGCCCACGUCCGCCAGAGCGCCCGCGAUGCCGCCAUGGCUUACCACCGCCUGCACCAGCUGCACCUUGCCGGGAAGCAGGCUGGGGGGCACCUGCUGGCCAUCAACCUGGCGCUGAGCGCCGUCAACCUGGCCGAGUGUGCCGGCGAUGCCAUCUCCGUGGCAGCGCUGGCUGAGAUCUACGUGGCAGCCGCCCUGCGGAUCAAGGCCAGCCUGCACCGCUGCUUCCACUUCCUGGCGCGCCCCUUCCUCUGCAGUGCCCGGCGCGUGGCCCUGUCCCACGGUGGGGCCGUGCCCCCUGCCAUGCAGUGGCUCUGCCACCCCUUGGGCCACCGCUUCUUCGUUGAUGGGGACUGGGCAGUCAAGGGUGUCCCCAGGGAGACCAUUUACAGCUCUGCUGGCAACCCAGUGGACCCGCUGGCGCAGGUGACCCAGCUCUUCCGUGAACACCUCCUGGAGAAGGCACUGUGCUGUGUGGCCAUCCCCGAGCCCGGUCGCCCCACUGCCCAGGGAGAGGGGCGGUUCUCUGAUGCCCUCGAGUACCUCCAGCUGCUCAAUGGCUGCUCGGAUGUCAGUGGCACACCUGGCCCCACGCCUUCCAUCACCUCCGGCUUGGCGGCUGUCACAGGCACCGACCCCGUGUCCAAGUGGUGGGCGUCCUUCAUUGGCAUCGUUAUCCACUGGCUGCAGGGAGAUGAGGAGGGGGCUGAGCGCCUCUACCCGCUGGUGGAGACCAUGCCCCGGGCACUGCAGAGUUCUGAGAAGCCCCUUCCCCGCGCUGCCCUGCACUCCUUCCGAGCCGUCCGCGCCUUGCUGAGCAAGCAGGACGGGAGCCAGGCCACCCUGGGCCACUGUGAGAAGGCCAGCAGCUGCCUGCGGGAGAGCCUGGAGCUGGGCAGCCCCCCCAAGGCCACCAUCGACAAGGCGGUCCAGCUCCUGCUGUGUGACCUGCUCCUGGUCACCCGCACCAACCUGUGGCAGCAGCAGAUGGGGGCCAGCCAGCAGCGCAGCUGCCUCUACCAGGCGUCUGCCCUGGAGCUCCGGGGCUUCCAGCAGGAUCUCAGCAGCCUGAGGCGCCUGGCGCAGACCCUCCGCCCCGCCAUGCGCCGGGUGUUCCUGCAUGAAGCCACUGCCAGGCUGAUGGCCCGGGCCAGCCCCACGCGCACCCACCAGCUGCUGGACCGCAGCCUGCGCAGGAGAGGGGUGCAGGGCAGCAAAACAGCCGGGGAGCCGGAGAGCCACCCCACGCCCCGGGAACACGCCGAGGCGCUGCUGCUGGCCUGCUGCUACCUCCCACCCAGCUUCCUGGCGGGCCCGGGGCAGCGCGUGGGAAUGCUGGCCGAGGCCGCCCGCACGCUGGAGAAGCUGGGAGACCGCCGGACGCUGCACGACUGCCAGCAGAUGAUCAUCAAGCUGGGCAGCGGCACCACCGUCACGUCGGGAUAGGUGGGGAGGGGCUGCCAGCCCCCCGCCACCCCUCCGGGUGCGGGAUGUGGGGUGACAGGGGGCACGUGCCUCAGUUUCCCCGCAGGACACGGUGUUGGGGAGCGGUGUUUGAGAUGAAAGGGUGGCUGGGGAGGGGCAGGGUAGUACCUGAUGUGGGUGCGGGGGUUUCCCAGCGUGGGGCAGCCACACGUGGGGUACCCCGGGUGGGCUCUCCACCCCACGGCCGUGUCCGUGUCCCCAGCCCGCGUGGGGGAUGAGGUGUGGAGACCUCUAGUGACACUGUCACAGUAUUGCAGGGCACGGGACGCUCGGCAGCUGCCCCCGGUGUCACCUGUACCCCCCAGUGCCACCCGUGCCCCCUGUGCCCCCUGUACCUCCCAAUGCGCAGGAUGGGACCCCUGCCCGGCCCACCGUGGAUCCCACUGCUGCAACACCCCUUGUUUUUGGGGCUUUGCCCCCACUAUGAGGGGUAGGUUUGGCUUCAUGGCAGCAGCAAAGCGACCUCUCCCCAGCCAUGCCCAUGGUAGGCAAGAGGGGACCCCCACCGCCCACCCUAUCCCCCACCCCCAGCACUGACCAGUCGCCCCAUUAGGAGCUGCCACCACCCCUGAGCAUGGACAGGCUUUUGGAGAAGGGAUGGCAGGGUGGCACGGGGCUCCUGGGGGGCCGGUGGGUGCCCCCGUGCCCUUGCUUCAUCCCUCUUGUAUAUAGACCCCACCCCUUGGCUCCCCCUGCUCCCUUUUUCCCUUUUUAAACGGUAUUUUCAUAGUUGGAGAGUUUUGUACAGACAAUUAAAGCUGAUUAUUUAUA